GACUACAUGCCGUAGUCGCCAUAAAAGUAGAUACACCUACCACCCAACGAAAAAAACGUCAGAUUUGAGAGGAAGUAAAAAUGAGAAGACAGGGAAACUUUGCGGACUCAUCACCUGCCAGUGGAUAUGGAGCUGGACAGAUACAGGACGCCCAUUCUGAUUUCCAAGGUCAAUUAGAGGCAUUCACGCCUGAGAGGGAUCAGCCCUAUUCAGAUUCACAAGCAGAGGGUCAAUGGAGAUGGGAAAGAGAUGGCCCAAAUAUGUCAAGGCCAAUGGCUACUGCCGUUUACAAUGAAGGACAACAAGGUGUUGAUUCAUCGAGGACGUAUUACCGUGGCCAAAUGGAUCCAAAGUCAGGAAUGGAGAAGCAAGGCAGCGAUACCAGAACUCAACCACAACACCAAGAAAAUCCAAAGACUGGUUAUGAUAAUAACCGUGGGGUGCAGACAUUUGAAGGUCUUGAACAGAAGUUCAUGGAUGAUAUAACAAGACUAGCAAAAGAUCAAAUCGAAGCAGAGGAUGCAGAGAUUGCCAGACAUCGAGAGAAAAUAAGCACCAUAAAUACUCGAUACGAAGAACAGUUAGCUACACUCAGAGCACGACACACAGGUAAGAGAGAAGAGAUCAUGAGAAAAGAAUCACAAGCUAGGCAGCAACAAUACAAGCAGCAAACCAUGGGGAUGAUGGAACCGUACCAUCCAAACGCGGUUGGUCCAGCCAAUCUAAUGCCAUCUGGUCAUCCCCAAGGUUACAUUGGCAGUGCUCAAGAUCCAGCGGCUGUAGCGGAUGCACCAUCAAGAUCAUAUGGCUCAGAUCGGUUUGAAGCAUACGGAGAGAGAGCUAGGUUUCAGGGCGGAAAUAGAGAUCACGGGUUCGAGCCUAGGGGUCAGUACCCUGGUGGGACUGUCUAUGACACUGCAUCACGGUUCUACUAAUGUGAUAUUUACUUGAACAUAUUGUGUUUUAGGGGAUUCACUCCCACUUUUUUGGCUUUAUAGAUCAAAAUUAAGCUUUUUAGACUAUCCGGAAUUUGCAAAUGAAAUCAGGAAUCCUUUUUUAUAUCCUGACGAGAGCAUUUUAGAAUCUAUUCAUUGUUGUACUAUUUAAAGUAAUUACUGUACUUAUGCACUUUCCAAAUAAAAAUUAGAAAAUUUU
This is a messenger RNA of Arabidopsis arenosa, 1155 nucleotides long. The record is from the annotation of a GenBank genome assembly. Lineage: Eukaryota; Viridiplantae; Streptophyta; Magnoliopsida; Brassicales; Brassicaceae.